AUGUACAUGAGUGAUACCACACCACAAGUCAGACAAUAUGUAGUCAAUGAUCUUGCUACACCGCCUUGGCGAAGAGAAGCAACGGGAGGCAGCAGGAGGAAUUCUCAACUGUUCCUGCCUGUGCUGCUGGUGUCGCUCUGUCCAACGAUAAGUUCCUUGUUUUGCUUUUGGGGCAGCGACCUCUGUGAAGCAGAACUGGGGAAGAACACAGGAAGGUUCUGCGAUUUCAGGAUGGGCAGAUCUGAUGCAGGACCGACUGUUCAUGUGCGCACCAGACGUGAUCCUGUGGUUGACUUUUGCAGGAACUGGUGUCCACCACUUGUGGGGGAUGGGAAGAGGAAAACUGUGUACAUGCGCUUUGGGACAUUCCUGGCUCUGCCCUUUGCGCUCUGUGCUGGAUUAUACUUCCACCACAACAGAGGUCCUUCUGAAAAGAUGAAACAUUACUACAAGAGGCUGGACCAGAUAUAUGACUAUGAUGAUGAUGAACACACUGAAUCAGGAUGGAACAAGUCCUCAUGGUUCCUGCUGACAAUGUCAGUACUUGUAGUGGUGGUCUAUGCCUUCAGAUCAGUGAUAAGAAGAAAGCCAGAGUUGAUACCUGGGUCAGGAAUAGCAGAAGGUCUCAGACAAUGGGCUACACCAUCUCCAUCAGCAAAUAGUCCUCUGCCACCCAGUGGGGACACAGUGACAAACCUUGGAUUCGGGGCAGGACAAACUUCACCAACUCUUUUGAACCCUGAGUUUCACCAGAGGAGACUAGGAUCCUUCAUUGUCCAAAUUUACUUGAUGAAGGGUUCCAGGACUCCCAUCAAAACAAGCAAUCUUGGUUACCUGUCUUCCUUCCUGCUCAAUGCUGAUGUAUUCCUGUCCACCCUCCAAGAUGGAUUUCGUCAAUACUACUCGUACACACCCUCUACGAAGGCUAGGCUGGAACACCUAUGCCCCAGGUGCUAUGGACACUGGCAAAGUCAACACCAGCAAUGGCAUGCCCCUCAUGAUCAACUCCACAAUAACUGUCACAACUUGAGGGAAGAAACAGCUUCAGAGACUGGAGAAAAAACACCAGUGACUCUGGAUGAUACUGUGGAUCAGGAACCUGAGCUCUGUGAUGCUUGUCACAAUGUUUUUGAGCCCUUUGACACCCCAGUGAAGAAGGAAGAAGGCUGUGGGUGUGGUUGUGGGAAGAAACCAUCUUCCAACAAUAGGAGCCACUCAAUAAUGAGUACCCCUGUCAGCAAUUUUCUUGGAAUUCAGAAAAUGGAUCCAAUGUUCAACUUGCCAGGCCAAGGCCAAGUCAUAUCCUCAAUUCAAAGCUUCCCUAUGGACAAGCUUGGGGAACUUGCUGAGAUCCUGACUCCAGAGCAAAUAGCAGAACUGUGUUCAACUAUUGGAAUUGGAAAUAUGUUAUCUAUCCUAAAAUCCUCUUGCAACAUUUCUACUUUAGCUCAACUUUUCUUGGACUCAGCUAAAGAAGAAUUGGUGGCAGUAGUAACACAGGUUGAUCCAAUGGAGACAGUGGAGCUCUUGAGCCAAGGACCAGAUCUUUUCAAGGUCCUGCUAUCAUCUUUGGGUUCUGCCAGUCUUGUGCACUGCCUCAAGGCUUUAGGAGGGUCAACUUUUGUAAAUUUGCUGAGAAAACUGACUGUGCAUGGAGUGACAGCCAUGAUGGCCCACCUGGGAACAGCGCUAUUCAUAAAAUCUGUCACAGGCAUGGGGGCAAAUGCUAUCGCAAAUGUCAUCAAGUCACAGGGCAUUGAAAAAGCAGCAGAAUAUAUCAGACUAAAUGACAGAGUAAUUCUCCAUGACAGUAUGCCAAAAAUUCCAGAAAAGGAGGCUCAAGCUGAGGAGGCAAAUAACAGGAAAAGCACUUGCGAUUCAAAAGAAUCAAAUCAGUUUGAUGUGGACAAUAACUCCCAACAGGAAGAAAAUGUGAACAAGUUGGUGUCAAAUCCAACAAUAGCUGAUUCAACUUCUCAGCCUAAAUUGGAAUGCCCUUUCGCAUUCAAGAUUGUUCAAGUCCUUGCACCGUUGCAAUGGUGUAGCACCAAAAGAGUCAGUGAUGGUGUCAUUGGCCCCCAGCUCCAGCAGCACAUGGACUACAUGUGGGCGGUUGAACUGACAGGCCACAUGGAGCGGGAGCACAAGGAGAACAAAGUCGCAAGAAUGCAGUUUGACCGCCUGGCAGAGAACUUCGCAUCCGCCUUACACGACUUCCAAGAGUACCAAAGAGACAUCGUGACGCAGGAGCGGACC
Molecule: messenger RNA, 2256 nt
Organism: Notodromas monacha
Lineage: Eukaryota; Metazoa; Arthropoda; Ostracoda; Podocopida; Cyprididae
Source: the annotation of a GenBank genome assembly